UGCUACGCUAGGAUAUGAUUGGCCAAUGAGCUUGCCCGAACACGAUGGCGGACGAAUUCCCCCAUCCUUGCUUAACAACAAUCCUUGUGGCAGUUUAAAAUGGAAAUAUUGUUCUGAAAUAUCUUCUGCUAAAGCCACAUUAAAUAAAACGUAAUCAUCAAAUGGCUUCUCUUGAAUCUCGUGGCCCAGAUUCAGAUGGUAAUGGAUCAUUGACACCAUCAGAACAGAGUGAGAAUGAAGAACGAAGUGAGAAUGAUUCAGAUUAUGAAAGUGAUGAUGGAGAAGAUCAUCUGGAACCUAAGGGAAAGGCUCUCAACGUCCAGUGGACUGGCUAUGGUAAAAGAGUUCCGAUUAUCUUGUUUAAUGCUGAGACAAUUCUUAACAAAAGAACAGAUUUUAAAACAGUCGGAGAAAGGUACCAUCUGGCUUUUAAGUUUGCCUCAACUGACUGCAAGAUUGUUCGUAACAUUUUAUUAUCACAUGGAUUUCAUGAGGUCCACCCAAACAGUAUAGACUACAAUUUAGUAUGGAGCAAUUCACACCUCAAGCCAUUUACAUUGAGAACCAUGUCAGAGUUUCAGAAAAUCAACCAUUUCCCAAGAUCCUAUGAGCUUACUAGAAAAGAUAGACUAUUUAAAAAUAUUCAAAGAAUGCAGCAAAUAAAGGGUUACAAGCAUUUUGAUUUCAUUCCCCCAAGUUAUGUUUUACCUGGAGAUUAUCAAGACUUUUGUUCAAGCUUUUUGAAAGACAAAGGACCUUACAUUGUAAAGCCAGUUGCAUCCUCAAGAGGAAGGGGAGUUUUCCUCAUAAAUCAUCCGGAUCAAGUUCCUUUAGAUGAAAAUGUUAUCGUGAGCAAGUAUAUCUCUUCGCCUUUAGUCAUUGAUGGAUUUAAGUUUGACGUUAGACUCUAUGUGACCGUGACGUCGUAUGACCCACUUGUAAUUUACCUGUAUGAAGAAGGAUUGACCAGAUUUGCCACAGUGAAGUAUGAAAAAAAUGUCAAACACCUGAGAAAUCAGUGCAUGCAUUUAACCAACUACAGCGUUAACAAGAAAAGUCAAGAUUAUGUUAAGAAUGAUGAUCCAGAUGUUGAAGACUAUGGCAAUAAGUGGUCUAUGGGCGCUAUGCUACGAUAUUUGCGGUCUGAGGGCAAGGACACGGCUGCUCUCAUGAUGCGAAUUGAGGAUGUGGUUAUCAAAACCAUACUCUCCGUGGAAUCAUCUGUUGCCACUGCGUGCAAGAUGUUCCAGUCUUUCAGAGGAAAUUGUUUUGAGCUGUAUGGUUUUGACAUACUACUGGAUGAGAACUUAAAACCAUGGGUUUUGGAAGUAAAUCUGUCACCAUCUCUUGCUUGUGACAGUCCACUUGACCUCAAAAUCAAAACCAACAUGUUAUGUGACCUCUUUAGCCUUGCUGGUAUUAUUUGCCAUGACCCCAUGAUGCGUACUCGCCAGCAACAAAGUAAACAAAGCACAGAGAUUGCAGCCAAACUGAAAAGUCGACUAAAGGGUGAUAUAGAUGAAGCUUUAGCAGAGAUGUUAAAUCAGAUUGAAGCAGCAAGACAAAAUAUGAAAGAAGCAGAUUCCUGGCUUCUUAGAAGGUCACAACGUCCUCUCUCAGCCACAAGUUCUGGCUCUAAGGAGCGCCAGACCCAGUCUGGGAUGGCUGGCCUUAGCAGUGAUGAGAUUAAGAUAGUUCGACGGGUUAAAGAGGAAGAGGUGAGAAAAGGAGGCUGGAUAAGGAUUUUUCCAACUACAGACAGCUGGGAGACCUAUGGAAGUUUUCUUCAGUUUCCAACCUCUCACAAUCUCAUGCUACACCAAAGACUUUAUGGAGAGAGGCACAAAGCACUUAGCAAAGCAUCAGGUAGCAAUUCCAUCACCCCUUCUAGAUCCAAAAGUAGUCUGCAAGUUCAGACCCCUGGUAAAGCUGAGCAAGAGAAAUUUCUAGAAUCUUACACUCAAGCUCUUCUUCGAGCCAAACAAUAUGAAAGCAGAUUAGGUCAACUUAAAUCCAAGUCAAGACGAAUGAAAAAGAAGCCUGCAAAAACAAAACCAAAACGAAAUAAAUUGGUUCAAGGAGUACAUGAACAGGAGGAUCACGCUGAACAAAUUUCAGAAGAAGAAGCGGUUAAUGAUAAAGGCAAAGAGAAUAAGGAAACAGAACAGAAGCUAGAAACAAAAGUUGUAAAUGAAGUAAAAGAUGCCAGUGCAAAAAGUGUACCCAAUGAGAAAGAAGAAGAAAAAUCAGGUGAUGUGGAGUCUGCAGAACUUAAACAAGCUCCAGAGCCUGGUCAUCGCUCUCCCUCAUUUUCUCCUACACCUGUUCCUAAGUACGAUGUUGUAGGGCUUUUAGAAAAGGGUCAUACACUGAGCAAGGUACAAGCCAGGACAGCCUUUGCCAUGUACUUGAUUAGGGUUCAGCAAAGAUUAUUGUCUGAUUGUGGAGGAGUUUUAAAGCAAGAAGAUGUUGAUGCUCUGAAUGAACAAAUGGAUCUUGUCUUGCGGUUCUUGAAACGUGCAGCAGUAAAUAUACCUCAGUCAUUUAGAGUUAUAGUUCCUAGCAGAAAGCUACCUCUAAGUGACAGAAGAAGAAUUCUAGCAAAACAAUUAGGUGAUUUUGUACACAUAUACAAUAAGGAAACUGAUAAUCUGAAAGCUGUCAAGGUUAGGAAUAGAAUUGAGAACAAAAAGGCAAGAAGAACAGAUAGUUCUGAUGGCAUGGAUGAAACCAAGUUUGAUCAGUUUGUGUACACAGCAACGGAGGGCGAGCUGGAAGAACUGCUCACAACUUACACAAAGAUCAAUAGAUCUGCUGCCAUCUUUUUGGGAGGUGACACUAAGCCUAGUGUGAAUAUAUCAGACUCAAAGAAGGAAAUCUUGUCUAAACGUCGAGAAAAUCCUGAUAUUACUGAGGGUACAUUGCCAGCUGGCACGCUUGGUCAUGGAACUGGAGAUGAUGUAACUAAAGGCCGACAUGCUCAACCACCAAACAUUAACAGCAAUAAUGUUCUCUUUUAUCUCUCAAGCCAAGCAGUCUAUGAUCACCAUACAGGAAAAUUAAUUGGAGCUGCCUCACGCCCUAGCUCAGUGCAACUCCGUAGUGCACCACAACACUCUUACUUGUCUGCUGUCUCAAUUUACUCUCAAAAACUUGGAAGGCCGCAUUCAGCCACAAACACCGGGCUUGCUCACCGUGCAGGUCGUACUAUUGGAUUGCGACCAUCAACUGCGGUAACCAAUCAUCAGACAAUAUCAAACCAGAAUAAAUUCAGUACAUCUGAUCCUGUAGUUGAUACAUUUAAUGAGAAGGCAAUUCAAGAGGCACUUCAACGUUUAGCCCAACGGCAGCAAGCUAGACAGUACUCUGCCCAUAAUGGCUCAACUGUCCUGAAAGCAGAUUAUGAAAGCAUGUCCUUAAAGCAUCAGCCUAAUGAUGUCAAGUACCAAGAAAGUCAUCAGCCCUUCUUCAUACCAACUCCUGGUCAAUUGCCAGUUCACAUAGCUAGUUCUCAGGGAUCAGGUCCUCACUUUAUUUCCAUGGAGGAUCAGUUUGUACGGGGAGCACAGAGGCAGCCAGUCUUGAGUCAAGAAACCAGCCAAAGAGCAGCGUACUUAUCCCGACCCAUGUCACAGCCGUCAAACUUUCAUCUGCACAAUGCCAACACGACUUUCAACAGUUUUAUAGAGGACCCCAAGCAAACUGACCAUGCUUACUCUGAUAUAGAUUCAUUACUCCCUCAUGGCUAUCACAUGGCCCCUUUUCAAAGUCGACAGCUACACCUAGCACAGCAACAAGCUAUAAAGCAACGCAUGAUGGAACAAAGCAAAGUAAUGAUGGAACAGUCAAAGGCAAAUUAUAAUGCCUUGGUGACACAGGCACAGAGCCAGCAGACUCCAGUAGACUCAGCUUACUCUCAUAUACAUGAUAUUUGCUCAGAAGAUUCCAUAGCCUUUCCUGGCCAGAAUCACCAUUCCAAACCACAUAUACCAAAGCCACCAGAUAAUUUAUCACACAAGAGAACAAGUGCUCACAGAGUUCACAGAAGAGCAGAUGUAGAAGAAAAUAAUCUCCACAUGUACUCUAACUAUAUGGCAAGUGGAUAUGGAUCUCAGAGUUAGCAAGAGAAUAUUUCCCAGCAUCUUUGUCCUGUUUGUCAUAAAUUUAUUGAGUGAAACAUGGAGUGGUUCUAUAAAGUUCUUUGAGGAAUGUGACAUGACUGUUACUUGACCAGAUGAAAGAUAAAAAGCUGUUUGCCAUUUGUAUGAACGUUGCAGCUACCAAGUAUCUCAAAGUAUAAGAUGUGAUUCCUCUUGUUAGGGACAGAUUAAAAAUGAAUCUACUUCUAAUAUUUGCUGAUGUACAAAUCCAUUCCUUUCACUGCGGGUGUUUUCAUUUUUUUUUCAAAUCAGGAGAAAUGUGUGUACAGAAAUAAAGCUAAAUGUAAAAUUUGUUACCUAAAAUUGAUUAGUAUAAUAUAUUCUAACACUUGAAAAUAUGUUUGCUUUUAGAUGCCUGUUAAUUUAAUUUGUUAUGAUAAUGAGAAUAAAUUGUCUCAGUUUUAGCUCAGUAUCAAUGGCAAUGUUGAUUUAUGUUGUAGAAUGAUUUGAUGCUAACUUGAGAAAAAUUAACAUUCCAUUUUCAUAGUAUUCCCACUUUAGCCAUUUAUAUCACAUUAUUCUUGGCUCAAAAUAUCCGUCCAUCAUAUUAACAAAGCUAUGUAACUGUGAUUGCUGUUAAAUGCAGUAAAACCUAAGUGACCAAAAUCUUCAUCAAUGUUAAGCAGCAUUUUAGUUUUAAAAAUAAUACAAACUUAGAAGUGAAUUUGUUUUAAACAGGUUGAGAGGACCCUUUAAGCUUAUUUAGUCAUGGAGUUUAUAUGUUCUAUAACCCGUUCAUGGUUUAAAACAAAUUCUGGUUGAUUUUCUGUCAUUUAAAACAUAGAGGUGGUUGUUGUCUGUAUUUUUCAAAGAACUAAAAAUUAAAUUUUCAGCCUAAUCUGAAUUACUAUUUGUUUUAUAAAUGAAUACAUUAAUGAUAUUAUUAGUUUGCUAGUAAAAAAAAUUAUACUGUCACAUUUAUUUAUCUUCCAAUUAAAAAAUAUCCUGUAUAUAGAGCAUUAAUGAAAAAAUAAUUUUUCAUCAUUUGAAAAAUAUUGUAGUUGAACUUCCAUUUCUGAAAAUGGCUUGAGCAACCCAUGAUAACAUAGCAAAGCAGAAUAUGUAGUUAUUUCUCACUCAAAAAUCAAAAUCAUUGACCUUAAAAUUGUAUAGGGCAUACAUGAUUUCUAUUAAAAUAAAUUAACUACUUUAA
Physella acuta is the source of this 5313-nucleotide messenger RNA. Its product is annotated as tubulin polyglutamylase TTLL5. The record is from RefSeq and is a predicted model, not a curated record. Gene Ontology annotation, biological process: microtubule cytoskeleton organization; protein polyglutamylation. Gene Ontology annotation, molecular function: tubulin-glutamic acid ligase activity; tubulin binding. Lineage: Eukaryota; Metazoa; Mollusca; Gastropoda; Physidae. Gene Ontology annotation, cellular component: ciliary basal body.